Molecule: messenger RNA, 1534 nt
Organism: Aspergillus ibericus CBS 121593
Lineage: Eukaryota; Fungi; Ascomycota; Eurotiomycetes; Eurotiales; Aspergillaceae
Product: cytochrome P450
Exons: 5
Coding region: 11-1534 (507 amino acids)
Molecular function (GO): heme binding; oxidoreductase activity, acting on paired donors, with incorporation or reduction of molecular oxygen; monooxygenase activity
Source: RefSeq, a predicted model, not a curated record
CAACCACACAAUGUCUCUCUUCACGUGGCUAAGCAUAGGUGUAUUUGCCUACUAUGCUAUCCGAAGCAUCUACCGACUCUAUUUCCACCCUCUGGCUAAGAUCCCCGGCCCCAAGCUAGCAGCACUAACCAGUGGCUACGAGUUCUACUUUAACGUCAUCAAAGGUGGCAUGUACAUAUGGGAAAUCGAGCGCUUGCACAAGAUCUAUGGUCCAAUCAUCCGCGUCAAUCCACGCGAAGUCCACAUCAACGACCCAGAAUACUACGACGAGAUCUACACCUCGCGCGCUCGCCGUCGAGAAAAAGACCCCAUCCAAGUGGCCCAGUUCGGUCUCGAUGGCUCCAGCUUUUCGAGCAUCACGCCCGAAGAACACCGACAGCGGCGGGUGCACCUCGACAAAUUCUUCUCGAAACAAGCGAUCGCCAACAUUGAACACCUGAUCCAGGAUAGCCUGGAUAAGAUUAUCGAGAAUCUCAAAGACGCAUAUCAAACGCACCGGGUGGUGAAUCUCGAUUCUGGUUUCGCAGGCUUAACAGCCGACGUGAUCUAUCAGUAUACUUUUGGAUUUAAUCCAGGUAAUCUGGACCAUGAAGGAUUCAAUCAGAAUGUGAGAGAUGGAGCCAAUGCCCUCCUUCAGAGCUCGCAUGUUCUGUAUUUCUUUCCGAUUUUGAACACCAUCAUGGGUUGGUUGCCGCUGGGGGUGUUGCGUCGGGUGAAUGAGUCUGCAUAUGUAUUGGCGAUUCAGAAGUCGGAUCUGUAUUCACGAGGUGCGGCGGCGUUGGAGAGGAACCGCGACCGUGUGGAGGAUAAAACAGCCAGUAACCGCAAAGGCGCGAUUCUGGAUGCUCUUUCAGGACCCAAUAUUCCGGAACACUUGCGGACGCCUGAACGGCUCAUGAAUGAGGGGCAUAGUCUGUCCAUUGCGGGGACGGAGACAACGGCGCGGUCACUGGCUGUGGGGUCUUAUUACUUGCUUACGAUAGAACAUGUGAGGACGAAGCUGAGAGAGGAGUUGAAGAGUCUGAUGCCGACCCCGGAGACUCGAGUGACUUGGGCGGAGUUGGAGAAAUUGCCUUAUAUGUGCGGUGUCGUCAAUGAGACACUGCGUCUCUCCACCGGCAUCUCAUCUCGAAUUCCUAGAAUCGCUCCUACCGAGACACUCGUGUACAAAAACUAUGUUAUACCCCCGGGUACUCCUCUCAGCCACAUGCAUUACUUCAUUCUCAUGGACCCGAACAUCUUCCCAAAUCCGCACGUCUUUGAUCCGGAGCGCUGGAUCCGAGCGGCUGCCAAGGGGGAGCGAUUGGAUCGGUAUUUGGUGAACUUUACCCGAGGCCCUCGGAUCUGUCUAGGCAGGCAUUUGGCUUAUGCAGAGCUGUUUGUGGUUCUUGCCACGCUUAUCCGCCGGUUCGAUAUGGAAUUGUAUGAGACGACCAAGGCGAACAUUGACUUUGUGCGUGAUUUUGCCACGCCUUAUCCGGAGAAGGGGAAUUUGAGUGUGCGGACGGUUGUUACGGGGGUGAUAAGGGAUUGA